Aspergillus thermomutatus is the source of this 1530-nucleotide messenger RNA. RefSeq names its product MFS transporter. The transcript has 2 exons. Bases 1 to 1530 code for a protein of 509 amino acids. Gene Ontology annotation, biological process: transmembrane transport. Lineage: Eukaryota; Fungi; Ascomycota; Eurotiomycetes; Eurotiales; Aspergillaceae. The record is from RefSeq and is a predicted model, not a curated record. Gene Ontology annotation, molecular function: transmembrane transporter activity.
AUGGUCAAGGAUUUUCGAGUAGCAGAUAGCACAGAUGCUUCCUUCUAUGCCGGGAUCCUCAUCUCCGCCUUUUCUCUUGCCGAAGCCCUCACCGGCAUGUUCUGGGGAGGCCUUUCGGACCGUAUCGGUCGCAAACCGGUUCUUCUGUCCGGUUGCUUCGGCACCAUGCUAUCCCUUCUUCUCGUGGGAUUCGCCCCAAAUUUCUGGGUGGCGCUCUUAGGUCGCGCUCUUGGUGGUCUUCUAAACGGGAAUAUCGGAGUCAUCCAGACAAUGGUUGGGGAACUAGUCAAACGACCGGAACAUGAACCUCGAGCCUACGCCGUGAUGCCAUUUGUCUGGUCAAUUGGAACUAUUAUCGGUCCCGCGAUUGGAGGUUUGCUUGCCAGGCCCGCCGAAAGCUAUCCAUCUCUUUUCUCCGCCGACGGCCUUUUCGGCAGAUUUCCCUACCUGUUGCCGAAUCUGGUCUGCUCCCUCCUGCUCCUUUUCAGCAUAGUUGGCAGCUGGCUAUUCUUGCACGAGACCCAUCCCGAUCUGCAACGUCAGAAUGCUUCCGGAGACGUCGAUCAUACGUCUGCCGAAAGUCCUCUUCUGGCCACUGCAGGAGCGACAGCCAAUGCAGGUGUAGAUCUACGCGCGGAAUCAUAUGGUACCUUCAACCAAGUUCGCUUGCAGGCAGAUGAAGAUUGGUUUGUGAAUGCCGAUGGUUCAAAAUUCAAGACGCAAAAACAAACCGUUUUCACAUGGCGAGUUGUCUCGCUCAUCAUCGCCUUAUCCAUAUUCACUUAUCACUCAAUGACGUACGAUCAUCUCUUGCCCAUUUUCUUGCAGGACAAAAAUGGCAGGAACGUUUCAGGCCACAGUAACUCGUCGCUUAGUUUCCCUGGCGGACUUGGCCUUUCUACACGAACAGUCGGCCUGAUUAUGUCUUCCGAUGGUAUCAUCGCGCUCAUUAUUCAGAGUUGCAUUUUUCCCGUUCUGGCUCAGUUACUGGGGGUCUGGAGACUAUUUGUGGUGGUGACUGUGUUGCAUCCUGUCGCCUACUUCAUCGUUCCAUUCCUCAUGUUUCUACCUCAAAACUCCGUCAUCUUCGGCAUUUAUUCAUGCCUCAUCAUUCGCAACAUACUUUCGAUAAUCGACUACCCUGUGCUGCUGAUUCUCAUUAAGCAGGCAAGCCCUUCGGAAUCGGUCAUGGGAAAGAUCAAUGGUCUAGCUGCUUCUGCUGGUGCCGUCGCUAGGACUAUUGCUCCCCCUAUUGCUGGAUUCCUGUACAGCACCGGUGCCGAAAUGAAUUUCACUGCUAUCGCAUGGUGGGGAAGCACUUUGGUUGCUGUUGUGGGUGCUGUGCAGCUGUGUUUCAUUGAGCGCAAGAAGCAUACCUCCGCCACGAUUCGGUCGGCUAUGCCCUGCCAUUAUGUCCCAGAGGAGUCUCGAUCUCAAAAAGAGACCAUCCAUAUCAUAGUAACCGACACUGAUGCUAAUUUAGACGGUGUGGAUACGUCCCAAUCCCGCCGUCAUUCGUUCUGGACAUAG